Hansenula ciferrii is the source of this 2625-nucleotide messenger RNA. Its product is annotated as fungal specific transcription factor domain-containing protein. The transcript has a single exon. Lineage: Eukaryota; Fungi; Ascomycota; Saccharomycetes; Phaffomycetales; Wickerhamomycetaceae. The record is from RefSeq and is a predicted model, not a curated record. Gene Ontology annotation, biological process: DNA-templated transcription; regulation of transcription by RNA polymerase II. Gene Ontology annotation, molecular function: DNA-binding transcription activator activity, RNA polymerase II-specific; RNA polymerase II cis-regulatory region sequence-specific DNA binding; zinc ion binding. Gene Ontology annotation, cellular component: nucleus. The coding region runs from base 1 to 2625 and encodes 874 amino acids.
AUGACUACCGAUGUGAACAAAUCAAAUGAUCUGGAAUCUAGAAGUAAGAAUGACCUCUUUGAAGAGAUACAAUUUUGGAGAUCUAAAGCCAUUUCAAAUGGAUCACCUUCUGGUGCUUCUACAUCAAAAACAACAAUUCAAGAAUUAUGCAAAUCAACAACUCCCACAAAUGGAAAUAACACAAACAUACCCAAUUCACUUGUCUACUCAGAUCUGGGGGAUCAUUCAAAUGAUAUCAUCGAUUUUUAUGAAGGAUAUGAACCAUUAAACUUUAAACAUUCAAGUUUGGAAGAACAAAAACCUUUAAAUCCAAUAUCUAUCCAUAAAGUGGAUCAUUAUAUGGCUUUUUUCCUUUGUUAUAGAUUCAUCACACUUAAAAUUGUAUCUGAUAGAUUCUCAAAAGUAAUCGAGCAAAGUUGGAAAUCAAAUCAUACUGAUGGUUAUACAAAAUGGGCUUUUUUACUUGAAGGUGCUGAAAAUAACACAGAAAUGAAGAAAAUAAUUGAACGUGUGGUUAAGGAUAGAGUUGAUCUAUUUCAAACUAAUAUUUUCCCAUUUCAGCAUCUUCAAGAAUCAAAUGAUGAAUCAAUUGAAUAUUUGAUCAGUGAAAUUGAAGCUGUUUUACCGGGAAAACUUGUUUUCAAUUCUUUAUUAGAUCAUUUUUUCAAAUACAUAUGGGUAUUAAGACCUUAUAUUGAUGAAGAUAUCUUUCUUCAAGAUAUUCAACGAUUAGUGAGUUUCAAUAAUGAAUCAUUGAAGGCUAAAGUACGUGUUGAACAGAGACAAGAUUUUGCAAUUUUAGCAACAUUGUUGAUUAUUUUAAGGUAUACAUCAGUAUCAAUUACAAUUACAGAUGAAACUCAUUUAUCACGAACUUCAGUCCUCUUAAAGAAUCAAAUUGUACCUGUGAAAGCUAUCACUGUUGCACAAAUGUGUGUUUCUAUUUAUAAAAUCGUGAAAAAGACAUCAUUAGAGAUGAUACAAGCCUUAUUAUAUUUAAGAGUUUACUUAAAAGAUUCACCUGAAGAAGGAGAUGGCUUAACUUUAGGUCAAUCACAAAUGCUUUUCGGUUUUAUUGUACAAUCAGUCAUGAUGGUUGGUAUGAAUAGAGACCCAAUGUAUCAUUUAGGAUUUAGUGAUAUUAAAUUGGCAAAUACAAGAAGAAGAAUAUGGCAUGCAAUUCGCUCAUUGGAUAUCCAAACAUCAAUUCUUUCUGGUACAGUUGGGGUGUUACCUCCAAAACAUUUAACAUCUGUAAAAUUUCCAGUUAUAACACUUGGUGAUCCUUUAGAAAGGGCUCAAUUAGAUGAAAUGAAGAAAGAAUCCGGUUUAAACGAAAUACAUGAGGAACUUUGUGAUGCUAUUAAUAAUAUGGAAUCUAAACCAACUUUACUCGAAAUUGUAUCGAUUUUGGAUCGUGCAAAAGACUAUGUUGAAAAUGUUUAUCCAAUGGCUCCAAUGCAUCCAAUUUCAGGUCUAGACAGUGAUUCCCAACUUUACAAGGCUUCCAUUUUAAGAAAUCAUAAAAUUUUGGAGAAAAGGUAUUUACAAUCAUGUGUUGAAAUCAUAAUUUAUCAAUUUUUAUUUGUCAAAUAUGAAAAUAAUAAUAAAUUAGAUUUGAAUUUAUUUAAACUUUUCACUAAAAAAUGUGUUUCAAGUAUCGUUCAAGCUUUAGAUCUUUCAGGUGCAUAUUUGACCGAUGCUUUCAAAGCAUAUUUAGAUCCUGCACAAUCAAACAUUGAAUUUUAUCCAUUGAUUUCUUCUGUUUCUUAUAGAGCUUGUAAUGCUCUUCAUGCCAUUAUGUUAAGAUCAUAUCAUGCACAAGAGUUGCUAACCUCACAAUUUGGUUUGGCAACGUCAACAUUAGGGCUACAGACAUAUCUAGAGAGAUUUAUCAAGCUAUUAAAUGCUAUUACUGAGGUGCAAUUGAAAGUUUAUGAAGAUCACAUUGGUGUUAAAUAUCAUUUAUCAUUAAAAGUUGUAUGUGCUUCUAAAUUUGCAUUCAACUCGUUAAAAACGCAUAAAUUUGCAGUUUUACAGAAAUUAAUUGCAUUCUUAGAGACUGAUGAUGAAAAACAAGUAUCAGAAAUCUUUAAUAAACCAUGUACAAAAGAAGAAAUCAAACAAGUUUUCGCAAACAAUAAAAGUUGGUAUCCAGUUUAUACACAAUGGAUGAAUAUAAGUAAAGCUAAAGGUGUGGGAUCAAGUAAUGCUCAACAACAGAACAAGACAUUUGGAAACUUGGAUUUAUCAGACCCUAUUGUUAAUGUGAACAAUACAAAUCAUAUGAUCAAUUUUAAUGAAGGUGAUAUUUCAGAGCUUAUGAGUAUUAUCUCAAAUGGGUUUAGAUAUUUCGCAACUUCUGCAGAUUUAACCGGUUUGAAUGACUCAGAUACUUCAUCAACUGGUAAUACUUCAACAUCUGAAUUUGAUAAUCUUUAUGAUCGAUUUUCUCAUGAUCCAAUUUUCAAUGCACAAAUGUCAAAUUUUGCCUUACAAAGAAAUCCAAGUGGUCAACGUCCAGAAUUUGGACAAUUGGGUAAUGAGUUUAUCAAUGAUUUUUUUAGUCCCGCAAUCGAUAAGAUGGUUGAUGUCGAAGAUUUCCCUAAGAAUUCAUUAUGGUAG